AUGGAAGCGAAUGCGCAGCCGGAAUCCGCGAUUGGGCCAAUCCUGGAUCGUCAUUUCACGCACCAGAUCAUGGAACGAGUUGUCAACUGGGCUAUUUCUGCACCGCACUUCUUAACACCAACAUGCCAAGUUAAUUUAAUUCGAUUAUAUGAAAUAAUUGUUGGUGAAAGUCACACACAAAAUCACUGCUUGUUGGUGCACAAACCGAUACUUCUGCCGCUUCUCAAAUUGCUGGAAUGGUGUCGAAGGAGCUCCGAGCAACGGAAUUUCAUGCCUUCCAAUACAGACAAACACUUUGUCCUACUUCUCAAUCAGAUAUGCACAAAAUUGGCGGAAGAUGCGACUCUGUUACAUUUCUUUUUCAAUUUUGGCAGUGAUUGCGAUGAGCAGUUUUUGGUGUUCAGUCUUCUCAUUCCAUAUCUCUACGAUUCGGGUGAUGUUGGGCAGCUAGCACGCGAUGCCUUACUUCUCAUACUUUCCGUUUCACGACGGCUAAAGCACAUUGCUGCAUUCAUCGCAAUCAAGUCGAAUUUUUGUCCGGUAGUUGCGACGGGUCUUUCGGGUUGCUUCUCACAGUUGUCACGUUCAAUUGGCUCGAUGUUAUACGUGAGCGAUGAUUGGCAUAAAAUAAAUGCGGAAGAUGUGGAAUGUUAUCCGAGUCUUCUCGACUUUCAUUCAUCGCUGCUCUUUUGUAAUGCUGUUGUACAGGUUGCGCAUAGCUAUGUUGUUUCGCAAGUGAUCACUUACGUUUAUCACGGGUUCUUGCUUCCUGUCGUGCUGCCUUCGUUGCUGCAGGGUGGACAAGAUGAACUGAUCUCGUCAACGGCUUAUUAUCAUCUUUGCUUGGAAAGUGUCACUGAGCCGACUCUCAUACAAAUGAUUGUUAAGUUACUACUUGUGGAAAGGUGUGAAGGCAAUAAAAAAGUGCUAGAUGUGAUCGUGGAAAGGAUAUCAGCUGGAAAUCGGCUCAGUCAAGUAAGCUUAUCACUACUGAAGACUUUGGUCGAUUUACGCUGCGAAGAUAUCAUGUUUGAUCUCGUUUUCAAAUAUCUUAUUCCGUGCACAUUUUUACAACCUAAUCAGUUGUUAUGCUCUCAACAAACCCUAAGCACUUAUCUGAAUGAGUGCCGCGAGUAUGUUCAACAGACAGCAAAUGCCUGUUCGGAGGAAUGGGCCUGGAACUACGACGGCCAUUGUCCGCCGAUUCCGCGAUUGAAACUGAGCUCGGAUGAUGAAAGCAGUUAUAGCUGUAAUGGAGCAUUUGCUCGACAGUCUUCGGUGCGCUUAUCCAUGGCUUCAGCCCGAAAUGGACUAAACCGAUAUUUCGUAAGUCGAAGUGCACAUAUCACCGCCGAAAGUUUACACCAACAUACACCGUUACCUGAACUGGGUGAAAAAGAAUCGUCCAGAAGUAGUUUCCCAUACGAUAUCCCAGAUUCUUCGGGUGUCGAUGAUGAGGACAUCGAUUUAAUCAUACCACCGCUAACGUGAGU
Messenger RNA from Gongylonema pulchrum, 1493 nucleotides. The record is from the annotation of a GenBank genome assembly. Lineage: Eukaryota; Metazoa; Nematoda; Chromadorea; Rhabditida; Gongylonematidae.